AUGAAGCGUUCUUUUAGUGAGAGUGAUUCAGACGAGGGAUAUCUUUUUGUGCAAAAGUAGGUUAUUUUAAAAUUAAAAAAAGACCUUCGAUUCUGUUCUUGAUGCGCCUUAUAGGAUUAUUAAUAGUUUUAUUAUCUAUAUUUCAUCCAAGUUCCGAUGCACCCGACAACGAAAAUUCCGAAGUAAGUGCUCGGAAGAGACGUCGAGGGGUAAGGAAAACUGUUUAGUUAAUUCAUGUUUCAAGAGCAAGAAAACAAAAUUUAACGAUAGGGAAAAAUGCUCAAAAUCAUUUUUUAUCGACAGCAAAUUGAGAAGAAACGGCGAGACCGCAUAAACAGCUCUCUCGCAGAGUUGCGACAACUGGUGCCUGCUGCCCUUCAAAAACAGGUGAGUGACUCUACUCUAAAAAUUAGCUUGAUGCUUUCACUGUAAACGAUAAAUGUUGCAGCAAGACUAAGUGGAAAGGCUUUAUAGAAUUGACCCAGUAAUGAUACGUAUCCAUGGUCAACAACUGUUUUAUUCUUCGCCUCAAAAUUAUCCCUCUUGACAUUUCUUGUGUAGGAAUCCGAGGGGAGCAAUAUCGUGUCAUUUAUCACUUUACUCAUCUAUUAAUCUAGUACAAAUUUACUUUUAAGGGCUCGACAAAGCUGGAAAAGGCAGAGAUCCUUCAGUUGACCGUGGAGCACUUGAGAGGUUUAAAAUACGGCGCUGAAUAUAACCCAGGUUAGAGAUCAUUAUAAACAUGAACGGCAACUUGUUAAGAACAUUGCUCUCGCAAGAAUAACAGCACUUGGAGAGAGGCCAGAAUUUUUAAGGGCUUUUAAAACGCACAUGGCUGAUAAAAGGUCAUAGAAUAUGAAUGAGACCACAAAACAGGAAUUUGAGAAGCGUAUAAGCUACGUAAGAAAAGCAGAAGUUUCUUAGAGUGUUUGUAGUCGGCUGCGCAAUCAACAGAAGCGAAUACGCGAGAUAUAAUUUGCCUCUUUCUCGUGGUUUUCACCCAGUAUAUAAGUAUUACGAUGAUAAACGCGAAGGAUCAAUACGGUUUAAUUACAAGAGCACAAAUCUAUAUCACUCACCGCUCGUCGUGCGGAAGGAUUGUGCUUGCUUUGCUAAUGUACUCUGAGCACUCAUGUAUAUUCAUCUGAUCUUUCACCCACAGGUUUUACUAACACGCGCCCAAUUGAUGAGCGCAUACCAAGACGCCAGGAAUGCAUGGCCGAGGGUAAGCCAUGCUUAUCCGCCUUGACAGAAGGUUCGGAAACCGCAUGCAUGUCUCCUGCAAGGCGGCAAAUCACAAAUCAUCUCAACUGGAAUACUUCAUUACAGAGCGGUUACCACUGCGGUCCGAGCCCGCCAAGCACGACUACAAUAGCUUCAGCAUUGAAAACUGAAUCAAACUUGUCAGCACCUUGGCAAAGUUCAAGUGCAAUUUUAUCAUGCGUUAAACAGGAUGUUAACGACAAUUUUCAAAAAGACCAGGAUCAAGUGUACAAGGGAAAAGAUUGGCGUUUAUCUGUAGCUCUGAAUUACCCCAUAAUUCUUCCAAUUCAAGCACCGGGUCUUUCUAAUGUUCUGCGCUCCCCGUUAGGAGAUACAGUACCUUUGAUUGACUUGUCGAUGGCCUUGAUAACGAAAACCAACAUUUCUGCCCCUUUCAAAGCCCCUUGGGCGCCAUAAAGCGAAAUGAAGCGAAAAUAGGUUGGCGUUGGAAAAUGAGAAAUUAUUCAUAACAACUCUAGUUCACUGUCGCGAAAACAAAGUCUUUGAUUAAGGCAUAAACACUGCUCAACUUUCUUCUUUGUUAGACCAAGAAGCUGACAAGAAUAAUUUACCCCGAUAGGUAACCUUGAACAAAGAAUCGUUUCUAAAAGAAAAAGGGAUUAUUUCUUUUAGAAAUUUAAUUGAAUGAAAUUCGAUGAAAAAGAGUACAUCGAUAUUAGAGAACCUUUUUGUUUGCUCUUAAUCAACUGUCAGUUAAACGUUAAAGUAAACACAUUUUUUCUCUUUUUGGAGGAAUUAACUUUGAUUGCAUGUUACUGAUGUCUGCUUCUGCGGCUGAUAUUUUGUAUAACAAUUAAAGCAUUACAAAUAUUUCCCAUUUCUAAAACCACCGGCUUUUGUGGGAUAACAGACAAAAUAUUUCAGUCUUAGAUAAUACGAGUAAGAUGAACGAAAAAUCUUGCCUAGGGGGAUAUUGCUUAAUAUUGACACGUGCGCUAAAAAUGGCCUUUGUAUCAGUCAGUCUGUGCGCAUUCAUCAGAAAAAAUGUGCAUUUAAAUUUUUUGUAUUUUCCCUCGCUUGAAAAGUUGUUCAUUAAAUAAUGGCCCUUACAGCUCUUUGUUUGCUGUCUGUGGGUUGUGGUUACAG
Molecule: messenger RNA, 2370 nt
Organism: Pocillopora meandrina
Lineage: Eukaryota; Metazoa; Cnidaria; Anthozoa; Scleractinia; Pocilloporidae
Source: the annotation of a GenBank genome assembly